CACUUGUAUCAGUUCUUUGAAAGCUAUGAGUCGUUUCUGGACUUUGCUCACAGGCCUUCAUUCAUUAGCCGGGCCUGUGGUGAUGUUGCUGUAUCCAUUAUAUGCAUCGGUUAUAGCAAUAGAGAGUCCAGGAAAGGAAGACGAUGAACAAUGGCUUGCUUAUUGGAUUCUAUAUUCAUUUCUGACUUUAACAGAGAUGUUGUUUGAAUCAGUCUUAGAGUGGAUACCUAUUUGGUACUCGGUGAAGCUGUUGUUCAUAGCAUGGCUGGUUUUACCACAGUUCAAGGGAGCCACUUUCAUAUACGAAAGGUUUGUGAGGGAACAGAUUGUUAAAUAUGGGAUUUUGAGAGGCCGUCAUCCUGAUGGGAAGGCCAAGAAGAAAUUUGCGCACUUCAUGGCCCCAAAGAAAGGGGAGCAAGAGGCUUCCUGA
Molecule: messenger RNA, 430 nt
Organism: Hibiscus syriacus
Lineage: Eukaryota; Viridiplantae; Streptophyta; Magnoliopsida; Malvales; Malvaceae
Product: HVA22-like protein e
Exons: 5
Coding region: 26-430 (134 amino acids)
Source: RefSeq, a predicted model, not a curated record